GUACAUGCAGAUCACAUUGGCAAGACAAUAGAAUUUUUCCAAAGAAAAUUGGAGAAUUUAAAUAAACAAAAAGAAAUGUUUUCAAAGACCAUGUCUGUUACACAAAAAGCAUUGCUUGCGUCUUAUAAGGUUUCUUAUAGAAUUGCUAAAUGCAAAAAACCCCAUGUAAUAGGAGAAACUUUAGUGCUACCUGCAGCUAUUGACAUGGUAGCUACGAUGCUAGGUGAAUCAUAUGCUGAUCAACUUAAAAUCAUUCCACUUGCAAAUAAUACGGUGGGAAGACGAAUAUCCGAUAUAUCUGAAGAUCUUUGCGAUCAAUUAAUAGAAAAAGUAAAACUAUCUUCUUUCGCGUUGCAAGUAGAUGAGGCUACAGAUGUUCUUAAGGAUGCACACUUGAUUACAUAUGUAAGAUAUGUUGUGGAAACUGAUGUUAGAGAAGACAUGUUAUUCUGUAAACCUAUUGAAGGCAAUACUACAGCAAGUGAAGUUUUUAAUAUGAUUGAUAAAUUUUUCAAUGAAUAUAACAUUCUGUGGGAGAACUGUGUUGGACUAUGCACAGAUGGAGCUCCAUCUAUGGCAGGAAAAAACGCUGGUCUACAGGCACUAGUUCGAAAGGUGGCUCCUCGGAUUUCAAGUUAUUAUAAGAGUUGUAAAUUUUAUCAAAAAUAGCCCAUUAAGAGGAAGGCUUUUCGCAAAAUUGUGUAAUGACAUGGGUUCAGAAUAUACAUCACUUCUAUAUUAUUGUGAGGCACGUUGGC
Messenger RNA from Parasteatoda tepidariorum (common house spider), 758 nucleotides. Lineage: Eukaryota; Metazoa; Arthropoda; Arachnida; Araneae; Theridiidae. The record is from RefSeq and is a predicted model, not a curated record.